GUCUUAGUUGUGGAGGAGAAUUAAGUUGGGAAAGGGUAUUGCAGUAAGCCAGGCGACUGUUGCAUUUUGAUUGUAUAAGUGAGCGGUGAAAGACCUGUGAGCACCUUUUCAACAUGAGCAAGUGAGUCGAAAGAGUGCAAUGCGUGUUGACCACAACGUUCAAGUUUAUGCAAUCUCAUCAAAUCCAUAGCUUUGGGCCACGACAACGACUUAAACAUGUCUCAUCAUCUCUUCCUGCUUUCUCCGUCUGAUACGCCAAUAUACAGUCUGACGCACUACUCUACUAAGCUAGCGCAGCAAACGUCGUCGUCGCUUUCAUCAAACUUGCCUACAUGGUCUACCUCUGCGUUUGCGGGUACACUGACUGCGUUGUCAGGAGCGUCUAGCGCUACGCAGUCUCACCACGUCCAAGGGGGCGGUGUGAGGAUGGGCGGAGGGCAAGAUCGACAUGUGAUCCAAAUGAUUGCCAACGCAAGUCUGGAUAUUAUUGAAGAUGUCAUGCGAAAGGAAAGUGCCAUGUAUCUGAAAUCUGUAGAUAAAUUCAAUGAAUGGACGGUGUCUGCGUUUGUCACCCCAGGCAACAUGAAAUUCAUACUGCUGCAUGAGACCAAGAAUGACGAUGGGAUUCGGUCCUUCUUUCAGGACGUCUGGGAACUGUACCUCAAGACAAUGUUAAACCCAUUCCACACGGCACAUUCGCCGAUACGCAGUAUUGUGUUUGAUACACGUGUUCGGGCGAGUGCGAAAAAGUAUCUUUAACGACUCUGGGAGCAAGAACAAUAACUUUUAGUACACGUGUACGGCGAUUGCCAUAGAUCAAUACACUAGCUUAGGCUGUGAGCUUAAUUGUUAUGUGGGCUGAGCUCGACGACCGGUGUUA
Suillus bovinus is the source of this 880-nucleotide messenger RNA. RefSeq names its product Sedlin. Gene Ontology annotation, biological process: endoplasmic reticulum to Golgi vesicle-mediated transport. The record is from RefSeq and is a predicted model, not a curated record. The coding region runs from base 217 to 759 and encodes 180 amino acids. Gene Ontology annotation, cellular component: TRAPP complex; cytoplasm; nucleus. Lineage: Eukaryota; Fungi; Basidiomycota; Agaricomycetes; Boletales; Suillaceae. The transcript has 4 exons.